Molecule: messenger RNA, 576 nt
Organism: Dracunculus medinensis (Guinea worm)
Lineage: Eukaryota; Metazoa; Nematoda; Chromadorea; Rhabditida; Dracunculidae
Source: the annotation of a GenBank genome assembly
AUGAUUGAAAAAAAUGAUCGAAGCGACGAUUGGGAAGGUGUAAGUAUUUUAUGUCAAGCACUUGAUACUGCUUUUAAAUACGAAUCAGAAUCAUUGGUGGCUGGAAAAAGUAUUCUCGAGAUGGGUUUUUGCACAGGAUUACCGUCGGUGUUUUCAUUAACAAACAGAGCUGCACAUGUUACUCUCUUCUCAAUGGAAGAGAUAAUAAUGAAUGAUUGUGUAAAGCCAACUCUCGCGAGAAAUAAGGUGAAACCAACACAAAAAAGAUUAAUCUUUGGAGAAUUCAGUGAUUUACGCAAAUCAACUGAUCAAAACAGGUUCGAUAUUAUCCUCGCAUCGGAAUAUUUGAAUACGGAUAAGUUCAGUUAUGAAGAAUUGCAUGACAUAAUCGAUUAUUUGCUUACACCUGAUGGAUUAUGCAUUUUUUCGUCACGAAUGUCAUAUUUCCAUCAUGAAGGAAAAUUCAUUGAUUUGAUCAAAGUGAAGGGCAAAUUUGAUGUUUUCGAACGUUGGUCAUCACCGAAGAGUGACUUUGUUCAGCGAAAAGUGAUUCAGCUGACAAGAGUUAUCAGAUAA